AAAUCAUCUUCUAAAAAACGACGUAUAUUGCCAUGCCCUUAUACAAAACCACAAGAUUCAAAACCCAAAUGUAAAUUUAAAUAUGAUCAAGCUUGUAACCUGCUGCAGGCUAUUGAAUUAAGUGGGCGAGAGCUGCUUAGCAAAACAUGCCUUGCUCAUUUGGCAAUAUAUGUUUCUAAAACUUGGGAAGAUAAUUACUGUCCAGAAAGAACACAACAGCUAUUUUACAUGAUGAACAGUUUAUUAAAUACAACCCGCAUUGAGGCCGAUGAACCCUUUGAGGUCUUACUUCAGAAAUAUUGUGCAAGUUCUACAUCGAUGCCCACCCUGUGUCCCAGUGUGACCUUGCUGGUUGCGAUCAGUUAUAUCGAACGGUUGAACAAGAAAUACCGAAAUCUAAAAGGCACCGCAGGUUGUGGAUCCCGGAUGAUUUAUGUCGCCUAUAACCUUGCAGCAAAAUAUAUCCACGACUGUCUCAGAUUAGUCAUCUACACUACACAAAAGUAUAUUGAUCGACCCAUGACACCCCCUACUUCACCUAAAAUACCCCAGAAUAACAAUAACAAUAAUGAUAAUGAUAAUAAUAAUAAUAAUACAACCGUGCAUACCGCCACAUCCAUCUUUCAGAGUUGCAUUGAGAAUGAUGUUGAAAAAAGACAAAAAGUAGCUCGAAUGGAAAAAGAAUUUCUAUGUUUCCUCAACUUUGACCUCUCUGUAGACGAUCCUAUCGCUCUUAUCGAAUGGGCACAAAGUUAUGAUGAUGCACCCAAGCAAUCAACCAUAUUUUGUCUUGAUGAAAAAUAUACCUCGGCGGACGAAGGCGAUGAUGAAAUGGAUGAAGACGAUGAUGCGACAUUGUAAAAAAAAAAACAAAAAAAAACAAAUAUUGUAUUUAUAUUAUAUCCACACAUUUUGCUAAUAAACCUCCCCCACGUCUAUCAUUGUUGUCCAAAAGUCUCAA
Rhizopus microsporus ATCC 52813 is the source of this 961-nucleotide messenger RNA. RefSeq lists its product as uncharacterized. The coding region runs from base 229 to 861 and encodes 210 amino acids. The record is from RefSeq and is a predicted model, not a curated record. The transcript is spliced from 3 exons. NCBI's taxonomy places the organism in Eukaryota, Fungi, Mucoromycota, Mucoromycetes, Mucorales, Rhizopodaceae.